This is a messenger RNA of Paramuricea clavata, 300 nucleotides long. NCBI's taxonomy places the organism in Eukaryota, Metazoa, Cnidaria, Anthozoa, Malacalcyonacea, Plexauridae. The record is from the annotation of a GenBank genome assembly.
AUGUACCAAAGAUGUUUAGAUUGUUGGGGUAUUAAGAUUAAGCAAAAUGUACCAAAUAUCUUUAUACCCGAAGAUAGUUAUCCGAACGAAGUUGAUGAUCCAUUUGGCAAUGAUGCAAAGCAUCGCAUGUCUUUAUUGUAUGGUGUGGCUAUGAAAAAGCGGAUGCCUUAUCAUGAUGGAAACCCACGGGAUGGUCCUGAUCGCCGAUAUGAGUGUAUUGACGAGUUAGUCGACCGAGUGUUUAUCAAGGAAGGGAACACUGAUGAUGAAGAAACAGACGAAGAGGAACAAAAUAUUUGA